UGGAGCAGGAGGCUGCUGUCUCCUUCUGCCUCCUCUGCUUCAUGUGAGGAGGAGGAACACCUUCACUGUGGCUGAGUGUCUGCAGACCACACCACAGCAUGAUUACAUCUAUUCACACUCCAGUAUCUCCAGUGGGCGGAUUGUGAGGACCAGUUGCCACUAUGCGAUGUGUGUAAGGGACCAGCGGUGGAGUUGUGGCCCCAGGCGGGAUGCUGCUGACAGCUGGUCAGUAUGACUCUGCUGGACUUGUGGCUGUCGCGCUCCAUCCCCAUGUGCCUGCUCCUUCAGAGCCUUGUUCUCAUGGCCCUGUGCUUCCCUUCGGCCAGCAUGUGUCCAAAGGGCUGCAUGUGCCAACGCGACCCCCACCUCCACGGCCUCAACGUUACCUGCAGUCAGUCCCGUCUCAAAGAGAUCCCCCCCAGCCUUCCGGUGGACACUGUCCUGCUGAGGCUGGACCACAACCAGAUAGGGGCUGUCCCCGACCAAGCCUUCCAUGGACUCAGGCUUUUGAGGGAGCUCAACCUCUCUUACAACGCGGUGGAAACUUUAGGGGAAGGUGCCUUCAGUGGCAUAGAGGGGACUUUACAGGUGCUGGAUCUCUCCCACAACCGCAUCACUAGCGUACACAAGGAUGCCUUUGCUCGGCUGAAGGCCCGCAUCAUUGUGGACGAUAACCCCUGGCAUUGUGACUGCGCCCUACAGCAGGCCAUCGGAGGAAUGGCUCACAACCACGAGGCUGCUGCCCGGGUUCUCUGCAGGAGCUCAGAGCUUCGUGAUCAGGAGGGACGACCCUUCUUGGCUGUGGAUACUGACCUCUGUAACCUGGCCAAAAGGACCACAGACUACGCUAUGCUGGUGACCAUGUUCGGAUGGUUUGCCAUGGUCAUUUCAUACGUAGUUUAUUAUGUACGUCAGAACCAGGAGGACGCCCGACGCCACCUGGAGUACCUCAAGUCUCUCCCCAGCAAGCCCAAGAAACCCGACGAGGCCGAUGACAUCAGCACUGUUGUCUGACAGCAGUGUCAUCAGGACUGUGUCCACCACAAACCUAACGAACACCAAAAUGUUUAUGUAACAGGACCCACGUUUAUAGUGUUUACUAUUUAGAACUUUUAGGUGAUGUGAGCAUCAAGAUCUUUGUAUUUUGGAAACUUUGUCUUAUGUCUUUAUCAGGGUUUGUUCAUGGCUGAUCUGAGAUGAGACGAGGAGGGAGGCCUCACUGACAUUGUCUUUUCUAUAAAAAAAAAAAAAAUCUUAUGGUGUUUUGAAAAUUUAAAUCUCAGGUUUAAAUAUUAACAUGGUAAUGUUUUUUUUAGACGACAAUUUGGAAUAUCAGAAAAAAUACUAUUUAUAAGACAUGACACCCUAUACUCCAUUUCCCAAAGCACCCUUUUUGGAAAUCUCAAAGCCC
Molecule: messenger RNA, 1411 nt
Organism: Stegastes partitus (bicolor damselfish)
Lineage: Eukaryota; Metazoa; Chordata; Actinopteri; Pomacentridae
Gene: lrrc3b
Product: leucine rich repeat containing 3B
Exons: 2
Coding region: 232-1014 (260 amino acids)
Biological process (GO): signal transduction
Cellular component (GO): plasma membrane
Molecular function (GO): protein binding; signaling receptor activity
Source: RefSeq, a predicted model, not a curated record